Messenger RNA from Pelodiscus sinensis (Chinese soft-shelled turtle), 9160 nucleotides. The record is from RefSeq and is a predicted model, not a curated record. Lineage: Eukaryota; Metazoa; Chordata; Testudines; Trionychidae.
GGUUGAUUUUGAGAGGUGAGCAGGAGGCACCAGACUCGAUGAGUUUCCAUCGAAAUGUCGGAAAAGCCAAGCCAGACCGCAAAAGCAAAGGAUGGGAAAACAAAGUAUGCAACGCUCAGUCUAUUUAACACUUACAAGGGAAAAUCACUGGAAACACAGAAAACUACAGUUACUGCACGCCAUGGAUUACAGAGUCUUGGGAAAGUUGCCAUUUCACGAAGGAUGCCUCCCCCCGCUAACCUCCCUAGUCUCAAAGCAGAGAACAAAGGCAAUGAUCCUAAUGUAAACAUUGUGCCUAAAGAUGGCACAGGAUGGGCUUCUAAACAAGAACAGCACGAGGAGGAAAAACCGCCAGAAGUGCCGCAAGUGCAGCCAAAACCUGUAGCUCCCGCUCCUCCAGAAGUAGCUCCUGUUGCCAAAUCAUGGGCCAGUACCAAGCCAGGUGGGCAAGGCGAUGGUCCAAGUGUCCCCGUAAAUAGUUAUUUCCAGCAAGAGUUUCCCAGUCUGCAGGCAGCCGGGGAUCAGGAAAAGUCAGGCAAAGAUAAAGACACACCUGAAGAGCCGUAUGGACCUGGACCCAGUUUACGGCCACAAAGUUCCUUCCAAGCAGAUGUUGCUAGUUGGCGAGAAGGUGGAGGUAAGAAUCUGAACACCCCAAAUUCUCCAACUGAUCAAGAAGUUAAGCCUGUUGCCCAGGAAGAUGGUAAUACAGCGGGACCAGUAGAACAAAAUGAUGUCCCCAAGGCAGCAGAGAAGAAGGAAAUACGGGUACCACAGCCACCUCAGCCUUCUGUACAUGAGAGGGGCGGCUCUGCACUUCAUCCAAAAUCUGUUCAACAGCACCCGCCUCCAGAUCGCCAGGCAGGACCUGGAAGACAAGGCCCCUUACCCCCUAAACUGGUCCCAGAUGAAGAUGAAAUUUGGAAGCAGAGGCGAAGACAACAAGCAGAAGUUUCAGCAGCCGUGGAGCGAGCCCGUAAGCGGCGAGAGGAGGAGGAGCGCAGAAUGGAAGAACAAAGAAAAGCAGCUUGUGCUGAGAAGCUAAAACGGUUAAAUGAGAAAUUUGGCUGCGUGACCAAACCGUCCCGGGAAGACCCGCUGAAGGAGAGAGACAGGGAGAGGGAGAGAGAGAAGGAGAGGGAAAGAAUUGCAGUGAAAACUUUGUGCCAUUUACAGUGGCAGGUAAAGCGCGAAAGAGAAAGGGAGGAGAGGGAAAGGGAGCAGGAAAGAGAGAAGGAGCAGGAAAGGGAAAAAGAAAAGGAGAAGGAGCAGGAGAAGGAAAUAGAAAAGGAGGAGAAAGCACAGGAACAGGAGAUUCAAAGAGAGGCGGAAAAGGAGGAGAAAGAGGAAACAGAAGAGAAACCAGAUCCUGUACCUCCGGAGCCUCAAGAACCAGUGCUAGCACCGGUAAUAGAAAAACAAGAAAGUGAAAGCAGCAGUACUAAGGAAGAGAAAGAAGGUCAGCCAAUUUUUACCCAACAAGACAGUGUUCGGAAUGAAAAAGAGAGAUCGCAGGUGGAUCAUGAAAGCGAACUGGAUUCAGGCUCUCAGCCUCGACCUGCUGUUUCCUCGGGCUACUCUAAGCAGUUUCAGAAGUCGCUGCCACCAAGAUUCCAGAGGCAACAAGAGCAGAUGAAACAGCAGCAGUGGCAGCAGCAGCAGGGGGUACUGCCACCGUCUGCCCCAUCGCAACCUUCCAGUGGCCCUGUCCCUCCUCCCCAGCAUAGACCCCUUUACCAGCCAAUGCAACCGCAUCCUCAGCAUUUAGCUUCUAUGGGCUUUGAUCCACGCUGGCUUAUGAUGCAGCCUUACAUGGACCCACGAAUGAUGUCAGGAAGGCCUGCUAUGGAUAUGCCUCCUAUACAUCCAGGAAUUAUGCCUCCCAAACCAUUAAUGAGAAGGGACCAGCUGGAAGGGUCAGCAACUGGGUCAGAUUCAUUUGAACAUAUUGCUCGAUCAGCAAGAGAACAUACUGUACCACUGUCCGAGCCCCGCAUGAGGUGGGGUUCAGAUCCAUAUCCCCAUGCAGAACCUCAACAGGCUAGUACUCCUCCUAAAGUGCUAGAAGAGCCUGAGGAUUUGAGGCCUGAAGCACAUUUGGAAGAAGAACCAAUUGCUGUUACUGCUGCUUACCCUGUGGAACACAGCCAGUUGGAUUCUCAUCAAAAGACAGACUUUUUUAGAGAACCAGAUGAUGUGGAUGUACAAAAAUUCCCAAUCAGGUCUUUGGAAGAGGUGCAACCCCUCCAAACUGACACACCUACCCCAGCAGUUAGCUUUGAAGUGGCUGAUGAGAACAUUAUACAUAGCGCUCAGGAAGAGCUGGUACCUGUAGGAGAGAGUCAUUCUGCUUUGAAGAGAAGCGUUUCCCAUGGUUCAAGUCAUUCUCUAAAAUCAGAAGAGCAGAAGAAUGAGACAAUACCAAAUGUCCCUAAAAUAAGUAGUAGAUAUGCCGAGACAAAGGAGCCAGUAGAAAGGUCAGAGAUUAAACCAAAAAAAGAAGGUUUCAUGAGUAAUAGAAUAUCAGAAGGACCAAAAUCUGAAAAGCCUUUCAAGCCUAAAUCUGAAACCAGGUGGGGUCCCAGGCCAGGCUAUGGUAGAAGAGAAGAAGGUAGCGAUAGACCGAUAAGAAGAUCUGGCCCUAUUAAAAAACCUGUUCUUCGAGAUAUGAAAGAAGAGCGUGAGCAGAGGGAAGAACGUGAGCAGAGGAAGGACAAGGAAGGAGAAAAAACGCCUAAUGAAAAAGCUGGGAAGUCUGAAAAGACAGAAAAGAAGGAGCAGGUACAACCGUCUCCUCCCCAGUCAGAGCCAGAAAAGCCCCCUGCGGACAGUGUUGCUCCACCUAAAAAGAUUGUUCAAGAGACGGCUCUAAUUUCUGAAAGUACAGAUAGCAGCCAAGCUGAGUCGACACUUAAACCUGUGCCCCAGCAGCCUGCACCAGGUCAGCCGCCUGCUGUUCAGCAGCCAUCACCUGCCGUCCAGCCUCCACCUGUGCAGCAACCUGUGAACUCCGUUAAGGAAGAAAAACAACCCGAGAAAGUUGCUGGCAAAGAGCACGUUGUAGAGAAGCCUCGCCUAGAGACCAGGCCAGUGAGGCGAGAGGCUGGUUUGCCACCCAGAACAUAUUGGAAAGAGGCUCGGGAUAGAGACUGGUUCCCAGAUCAGGGAUAUAGGGGUAGAGGCCGCGGAGAGUAUUAUUCUAGGGGUCGCAGCUACAGAGGUUCUUACGGAGGACGAGGACGAGGUGGUAGAGGCCAUAAUAGAGACUAUCCACAUUAUAGAGAGACUAAGCCUAGGGCAGACCACGUGCCUUCAGGACCUCUUAGGCAGAGAGAAGAAAGUGAAACUCGCAGUGAGAGUUCCGAUUUUGAAAUAGUCCCUAAACGGCGAAGACAGCGAGGUUCAGAAACGGAUUCUGACUCCGAAGUUCACGAAAGCGCUAGUGAUACUCUUCUUUCCGACAAAGACAGUUUGAGCAAAGGUAAACACCCCAAGAGAGAAGAGAGAGCUGAUAGCAAGAAACCGCCAAAGCCUCUGCUGUCCUUCAAACCUGAAAACAACGUCCGAGUAGACAACAGAUCCCUAGAGAAAACGUACCUCCGGGGGGACGAGGAGAAUAAACCAAAACCAGGGUUCCUUCCUAAAGGAGAGCCUUCAAGACGCGGCAGAGGAGGAAUGUACAGACGUGGUGGUAGGGAUCCAGGCGGGCGCCCACCACGACCAUCGACGCUAAGGAGGCCAGGCUAUAGAGAGAACCAGUGGAAUCCAAGGCAGAUGGAGACCAUUAAACCAGAAGAGGAGGAGCCACCAAGAAGGCAUGAACACUAUGGUCCUGUGCCCAUGGAUAAGAGACCCCCAAAGUUUGAGAGGAAGUUUGACCCUACUAGAGAGAGGCCUCGACGGCAAAGGCCUGCGCGUCCACCGAGGCAAGACAAGCCACCACGCUUUAGACGCCUAAAAGAAAGGGAGGCUGCAUCAAAAAUCAACGAAGCAGCAACUAGCUUACCGGCAAACGCUACAGUUGUUAAUGCAGCUAAUGAAGCGUCCAGCGCUGCUUUGGAAAUUUCAGGGAGUAAGACACCAGACUUGUCCAAUCAAAAUUCUUCAGACCAGGCCAAUGAGGAAUGGGAAACUGCCUCAGAAAGUAGUGACUUCAAUGAGAGGCGAGAGAGGGAUGAGAAAAAAAUGGCAGAUCUGACCACGCAAGUAGUGGCCAAAGCAGGAGAAAAUGUGUUAGCCCCAAAAAGAGAAAUAUCUAAGCGAAGUUUCUCCAGUCAGCGGCCUGGAGUAGAUCGCCAGAAUCGCCGUUGCAACAAUGGGCCACCCAAGGCUGGAAGGAAUUUCUCAGGGCCUAGAGGUGAAAGGCGAAGUGGUCCUCCAUUAAGAAGUGGAAAAAGAGGGCCAUUUGAAGACCAAGCAGGAAGCAUAACAGCUGUAGAUCCCACCAUCAGUAAUUCCUUACAUCAAGAAGAAGUUGGUAGUGCUGCAAUGCCAAAGACCUCCAAGGAUGCCAGUGGCAAAAAGAGGGAAGAGCCCAAACUAGGUCCGAAGAAACCCAAGGAGAAGGUGGAUGCUCUUUCCCAAUUUGACCUCAACAACUAUGCAAGUGUUGUGAUCAUUGAUGACCACCCAGAAGUGACAGUAAUUGAAGACUUUCCAUCUAAUUUGAAUGAUGAUGGCUUUACGGAAGUGGUGUCAAAGAAACAACAAAAACGUUUGCAAGAUGAGGAGCGCAGAAAGAAGGAAGAACAAACCGUGCAGGUUUGGACCAAAAAGAGUUUGGGUGAAAAAGGCAGAGGUCAGAAUUCCAAGCUUCCUCCCAGAUUUGCAAAAAAGCAGCAGCAGCAGGCGGCGGCAGCGGCAGCAGCAGCACAGCAGGCCCAAGCGCAGGCCCAAGCGCAGGUGCAACAGCCUCAGAGUGCAUCCCAGCCAAGAAGCCAGCCACAGGUGUCAGUUCAGCCUCAGAGCCAGACAACAGGAGGACCGAGCAGCACAGAAUAUGCAGCAACAGGCAAAGCUCUGCAAAAUGCCCAGGCCCAUCCUGCCCUCGGGAGUGAACUGUGGGAAAAUAAGGUGGCAUCCACAGCUGUUGUUAACGACAUCUCCAAGAAAUUGGGACCCAUUAGUCCACCGCAGCCCCCUUCAGUCAGUGCAUGGAAUAAGCCUCUGACAUCAUUUGGGUCAGCUACAUCUCCAGAGGGAACAAAGCCUGGACAAGAAAGUGGAGUUGAGCUCGGAAUAGAAACUAUUCAGUUUGGAGCUCCCGCUUCCAGUGGUAGCGACAGUGAAGUUGGCCCUGUGCUUUCGGAGAAGCCAACUGACAAAAUACCUGAACCAAAAGAGCAAAGACAAAAGCAGCCUCGGGCAGGACCCAUCAAAGCACAAAAGCUUCCAGACUUGAAUCCAGUAGAAAACAAAGAAUAUAAGCCUGGUCCUAUUGGGAAAGAGCGCUCGCUAAAGAACAGAAAGGUGAAGGAUGCCCAGCAGGGAGAGCCCGAGGUGCAGGAGAAGCCCAGUACCACUGCUGUCAGGAGUCCAGACCCUGUUUCGACAAAAGAAACUAAAGCUGCAAAUGAACUGAGCACUGAAAUAGGAACGAUGAUCUCGGUGUCUGCUCCAGAGUUUGGAACUAAUACAAAGGAGUCUGUGACAGACUACACUACACCUUCUUCUCAUCCUAACACUGUGGCUGCUAGCAGUACAAAAAUGGAGGAGACUUUGGUGACUAAUGUGCCCUUGCCCCACACCCUUCCCCUCCCUAGGAGGGAGACUCUACAACAGAGCUCCAGCCUAACUCCAGUUUCUCCCGCUACCGUGGACCUCACCCUCAAGAUGGAGUCUGCCCGCAAAGCCUGGGAGAAUUCUCCAGGCAUGGGGGAGAAGGGCUCACCGAUAACCUCAACAGCAUCUCCCAUAGCCGGAGGCACCAGUGGAAGCAGCAGCAGCAGCAGCGGACCAAGCAGUGCCACUUACAGCUCUUUCUCAAGUGCAUCAAUGCCUCCUAUUCCUGUGGCCUCGGUUACACCUACAACCUCGUUGUCAGGAGCCGGAACAUACACUACCUCUUCCCUGAGUACAAAGUCUACAACCACCUCCGAUCCUCCUAAUAUCUGUAAAGUGAAACCACAGCAGUUGCAGACAAACAGCCUCGCUUCUGCCAGUCACUUCUCCCAGCUAAGCUGCAUGCCGUCUCUCAUUGCCCAGCAGCAGCAGAGUCCGCAGGUCUAUGUGUCCCAGUCUGCAGCAGGCCGCGAUGCCGGAGAGGGACAUCCAACCUCGGGGAUACUCGCACCCGUGUGGUUCAGGAGCCUGGUUAGCGAUCAGCAUUGCCCAAGUCCUGCAGCUCAGAUCCCAGCUUUCUACAUGGACACAAGCCACCUAUUCAGCACUCAGCAUGCCCGUCUGGCUCCACCGUCCCUGGCUCAGCAGCAAGGUUUCCAACCCGGACUGUCACAGCCUGCUUCCGUUCAGCAAAUUCCCAUCCCCAUCUAUGCACCUCUACAAGGACAACAUCAAGCCCAACUGAGUUUAGGGGCAGCACCUGCUGUUUCCCAAGCUCAAGAAUUGUUCAACUCCUCCUUACAACCUUACCGAUCGCAGCAAGCUUUUAUGCAAAGUGGUCUGUCUCAGCCAUCGCCAGUCGUUCUGUCUGGCACAGCCUUACACAACUUCCCAACAGUGCAGCACCAAGAACUUGCAAAGGCACAAUCAAGUCUUGCAUUUCAGCAGACUUCUAAUACUCAGCCUAUUCCCAUUUUGUAUGAACAUCAGCUUGGGCAAGCUUCAGGGCUAGGAGGCUCGCAGCUCAUCGAUACUCAUCUUCUCCAGGCCAGGGCUACUCUCACCCAGGCUUCAAGUCUAUAUUCCGGACAAGUCCAACAGCCUGGCCAGAGCAAUUUCUAUAAUACAGCUCAGUCUCCCAGUGCUCUUCAGCAGGUAAACUAUGGCAUGGUGACUGUACCUUUGCCCGGCUCUCAGCUUUCUUUGCCCAAUUUUGGAUCCACAGGGCAGCCCCUAAUUGCUCUACCCCAGUCUCUGCAGCCUCCACUGCAGCAUGCCCCACCGCAAGCUCAGGCUCAGAAUAUGAGCAGGCCUGCACAAGUGAGCCAGCCGUUCAGGGGGCUGAUCCCUGCUGGAGCUCCGCACAGCAUGAUUGCUGCUACUGGAAAGAUGUCAGAAAUGGAUCUAAAGGCCUUUGGAAGCGGCAUUGACAUUAAACCAGGAACUCCUCCAGUUACUGGUAGAAGCACCACUCCAACCUCCAGUCCUUUCCGGGCCGCUUCUACAAGUCCUAACAACCAGUCCAAUAAAAUGAACAGCAUUGUCUACCAGAAGCCGUUUCAGUCCGCAGCUCCCCCUUUGAGAAUGACACAGCCUUUUCCUGCACAAUUUGCACCCCAGGCAAAGCAGAGAGCCGAGGUCCUUCAGUCCACACACAGGUUUUUCUCUGAGCAGCAGCAGCAGCAGAGCAAGGCCAUCGGAGGCAAGGUGCACAAGGCGGACGACAGCGGAAGCAAACCCUCUGAGGCCAUGCCAGAUGCGCCAGGGGUCUGCCCGGACAAAGCGGAGGACAAGCCCGCCCCUGUGCCUGCUGCCGCCCCCAAACCUGUUCGGACUGGACCAAUCAAACCUCAGGCAAUCAAGACGGAAGAAACCAAAUCGUAAAGGCUGCGUUGCUGUGACGCUGGGGGGGAUGCGGCUGUAGUGUAACCCAAAGGGCAGCGCCGUGGUCUUCUCUGGCCCUUCCUGGCCCCAGACAGCAUGCAGGGACACAGAUGCCACUGGCAUUGACAAAACAGCUGCAGGUCCAAUAAAGCUCUCAGCCGCUUUGGGCUUGCAGCUUCCCUACCACAGCAUGAGGUCUGCUUUCGGUGGAGCGUAUGUGCGUCCCUUGGCACGUGCAUCUGCUUGCCCUCCAGACCCACAACAGGAGCCAGCACAGCGGGGGAGAGGUGCCUGGAAAGACACGAGACUCUUGUUUCCGUUCUCUGCUCUUCCUCCGCUACUGGUUCAUCUUUUACAAGCUGCCGGUCACGCAGCCUGCAGACAGCUAGUGCUGCGCAGAGGAAGGGGUGUGCCGGGGGGGCGGGGUGUUGGUGACUUGAGAUGCUGCUGGUUUGCAAUCAAGGAACAGUAAUUAAUGUAACUGGCAAGUCACCCAAAGUAGCUUAUCCUUCACGCGGCAUCAACCGGAGCAGACACACAGCGUCACGUUGCCCUACAAAGGCAGUCUGACUGCUCUUGCUUUUGUUUGCCAUGGUGAUGUAUUUAGAUCACAGCCAUGAAGUGUUGCUUGGCACACCCGCUCCUAACUAUGCCCCCAACCCCUCAGCUGCUCAGCCCUUGGAUUUGAAAGCCUGCAUUCAUAGUCACACCUCUGUUUGGCUCUCCUUGUGUGAAGCCAGUAGUCUUUCAACAGCUUGUGUCUGUAUCGAGCAGUGAGCUCUUAGAACUGUGCUGCUAGAUUAAAGAGAAACUGAGUAAAGCGAACCUUCUCCAAACAGGUGCAUUCUUCUGCCAGAGCCGCAUGGCACCUUCUUGCCAGCUGUGUUCUGGACAGUAGAAUCAAGUCAAAGAAUGCCUUUUUAAUUGUAGCCUCUAGUAAUCUAGCUGUAGGGCAGUACUGUAUGAUACUUCUGUGAAUGUAAGAUAUCCUGUACCUGCUUAUGAUAUGUAGUAGUGACUGUGACAUACCAGAGCUGUUUUUAAUAAUGUUUUCUUCCAAGACAAUGAUUGAGAAGCUAAUAAAAGGCACCAGGUACCACAUCAAUAACAGAAUUUGCUGGUUUUUUCUGUUUUUUGUUUAACUUUUUGGAAAGAAGUAUGCUGAAAGUCUAAUGUGUAUAAUUUUGUUCAGACAACUGCAGAAGCUGGAAAGGCUGUUGCUGCUAUCGAUGCCUAGUGAAUUGCUAUUGGUUAUCUUUUUAUAUAAAUAUAUAUAUGAUUUGAAUUUUUGGAAACUUUAGCUGUGAUGUCAACUUUGGAAAAAAGUAUCCCACUUGUACUGUGAGUUGGCAUUGUACAGAAAUUAACAGCCAUAUUGGUCUAGAAAUGUUCAACUUAAUUUUUUUUCCAUUUGUACAGGGGUUACACUGUAUUAAAUAUGUAAGGUCUUAUUUACAUGGGUUUGAUUACAGAAACUAAUAAAAUAUUCUCUAAA